Brassica napus (rape) is the source of this 3885-nucleotide messenger RNA. Its product is annotated as pectinesterase 5-like. The record is from RefSeq and is a predicted model, not a curated record. The transcript has 4 exons. Lineage: Eukaryota; Viridiplantae; Streptophyta; Magnoliopsida; Brassicales; Brassicaceae. Gene Ontology annotation, molecular function: pectinesterase activity; pectinesterase inhibitor activity. The coding region runs from base 1864 to 3642 and encodes 592 amino acids. Gene Ontology annotation, biological process: cell wall modification.
GCAAGAGAAGGCAUUGAAUUUUUAUUUUCUUUUCUUUCUUUUCUUCUCUCUCGUUUCUCCAUCUUCGUCUUCUUCAACGGAAGUUCUUGUUGUUGUUGCUGCGGGGAAAACGAUGGUGGAUUGCACGAACUCGCAGACCAUGAAUCGUUUGAGCUUUCGUCGCUAUUGAAAGGGUUUGAAUCGAUCACACAGCUUGGGCUGCUGCUCAACGAGGAUGAUGAGUCGCGAUUCUUGCGUUUGAGGCAAGAUUGGGUUUCGAUAUGUAAACCCAUGUGAUCUAAUUGUAAUUGGAGGAUGAGAUUGUAUUACUGGUGGAGUGAUAAAAAGCUAACCUUGGUUAUGUUAAGGACACUGAGGAGGUUGGGUUUGAUUUGGAUCCGAGGAAGGUAUGCUCACAGAUAGGACUCUGCGGUUUUGACGGUUCACAUAGUGUGAGUAUGGGGAUAAAGUCAGUUGUAGAAGAUGGAGUCUCAGGUCUUCUAAACGAAGCCAUGUGGAGCGCCUGUGAAAUGUCAUCUGUGUGGAUGCAGAGUGAGUUGUCUCAGAAUCAAACACAAGAACGCAUACUCGCUUAUGCUGCUGAGGAUUAGGCUUGUGAAGAUGGCAUCAAAGUAUCGUUAUCGUAUUACGACAUGAGGACAUAGUGCGGAGAAGACGAAACGGCAUUGUAUUAAGAGUAACCGUCGUUGAGAUCCUCGGAGAGAAGAGAAAAUCCCCCAAUCAACAACUCAUCUUCUUCCUCACUGGUGCCGCGUCUCUAUUGCACAAACACAAAGGUACGGUGAGCCUCCCAAUAUAUUUGCCUAUUGAUUUAGAUUUAGUGAGAACUCGAUCAUGUACCAUGACUUAAGGAGCUUUGCAAUCUUGGUUUUGCCUUCAUGUGUGGCUUCUCUCAAUAAUCUAACUAUCUUUCCAUUUCUUAAAAUUUUUUUUCUAAGAAACCCAAAUUAAGAAACUACCAUUGUAGCACAAAAAUUAAAUGAUUCUUAACUAAAGUCCUUAGCUAAAAUUUAAUAAUUAAAUAGUCAUUAAAGUGUACUUAAGAAACUUUAUGGGUUUCUAGGGAUAAUCAUGCUCUUAGCUUAAUAUAAAAUACAGUCUCUUAGCUUUUAACUAAAAAUACUAAGAGACGGCUCUUAAAUAAGAAAUAUAAGAGACGUCUCUUAGAUUUUUUAGUUAAAAGGUAAGAGACUAUAUCUUAUAUUACGCUAAAAAUUCCAACCUAACAGACCUGCAAUAAACAUGCGGAGAAAAUUUAUAUGAAAUGUUUUUUUUGUUUUAAAAAUAUCGUAUCCCUUCUAUUUUAUCGGUUUCUUAUUCAUAUAAGGCUUCUGAUAUUACAGGAACAACCCUAAGUAUCACUUAAUUACUGUUGAUUAUUGUUAAAUCAAGCCGCAUGCAGAAUUUUAAACAUCUCAUCUAAGCAAACUGCACAGUCUCCAAAAGUUAUUACUUACUUCAUUUUACAGGUAUAUGAUUAUAUCUAUCUAUAUAUGUUAUCGUCAAUCAAGCCACCACACCUUCUAAUUAGGAGAAUACGCCAUAUUUAUCCUGCGUUGACCAAUUUUAAGCUAUUUUCAUAGUCUCGGAAGUUAAAUUAACAGAGCUUUUUUUAACUAGAUAUUCUCAGCCAUUCAUCCACCAUAAUUCUCUCCCUCCAUGCAAAAUCCAUGCAACGUCCCUAAUUUUAGAAACCAAAAGGCUUCUAUAAAAACCUCCUCAUCCCUCACAAUAUACACUGGCCCAAGUCAUUAAACAACUUGGCUUUUCUCUAAUAAAGCCCCUCCCUCUCCGAUUAACCUCUAAACAAAACCGGAGGGAGCAAAAAAUAAAAAAAAAUCAGAAAUACACAAAAAUUAAAAAAUGAUUGGAAAAGUUGUUGUCUCUGUGGCCUCCGUCCUUCUAUUGGUCGGAGUAGCCAUUGGAGUCGUUGCCAUCGUUAAUAAAAGCGGCAACACUAAUUUGUCUCCACAGAUGAAAGCUGUUCAAGGCAUUUGCCAAGCCACUGCUGACAAAGCCUCAUGUGUUAAAACUCUCGAGCCCGUCAAGAGCGAUGACCCAAACAAACUAAUCAAGGCCUUCAUGCUCGCUACACAAGAUGCACUAACCAAAUCAUCAAACUUCACCGAUAAAGCCGAAGGCAACAUGGGUUCGAGCAUCUCCCCAAACAACAAAGCCGUUCUUGAUUACUGCAGGAAAGUUUUCAUGUACGCGCUUGAGGAUCUCGGUACCAUUCUUGAGGAAAUGGGUGAAGAUCUUAACACGAUCGGUAACAAAUUCGACCAGCUUAAGCAAUGGUUAACCGGUGUUUACAAUUACCAAACCGAUUGUCUUGACGAUAUUCAAGAAGAUGAUUUGAGAAAGACUAUUGCUGAAGGCAUUUCUAGCUCCAAGAUUCUUACUGGUAAUGCCAUCGACAUCUUCCACACAGUUGUUAGCGCCAUGGCCAAGAUUGACGCUAAAGUCGAUGAUUUCAAGAACAUGACAAGUGGAAUCUUCACUCCUUCAGCUCCGGCCAACAAAGAAGCCGCUCCUGUCGUUGACACUCCCGUGGCCGACCCUGACGGUCCUUCUCGUCGUCUUCUUGAAGACCUUGACGACCUUGGAGUCCCAACAUGGGUUUCAGGUGCAGACAGGAAGCUCAUGGCUAACGCUGGACGUGGCCGAAGAGGAGGCGGUGGAGCUCCUAGAAUCAGAGCAACCUAUGUGGUGGCUAAGGAUGGAAGCGGACAGUUUAAGUCAAUUCAACAAGCUGUUAACGCUUGUCCCGACAAAAACGCUGGAAGAUGCAUCAUCCACAUUAAGGCUGGUAUCUACAGAGAGCAAGUUAUCAUCCCUAAGAAGAAGAACAACAUCUUCAUGUUCGGAGAUGGUGCAAGAAAGACCGUUAUUACUUACAACAGAAGUGUUGGUCUCAGUUCUGGAACCACCACUUCUACUAGUGGCACAGUCCAGGUUGAAUCUGAAGGAUUCAUGGCUAAAUGGAUCGGAUUCAAGAACACAGCCGGUCCAAAUGGGCACCAAGCUGUUGCUAUCAGAGUCAACGGCGACCGUGCCGUGAUCUUCAACUGCAGAUUCGACGGUUACCAAGACACACUAUACGUCAACAACGGUCGUCAAUUCUACAGAAACUGCGUCGUUUCAGGAACAGUCGACUUCAUCUUCGGCAAAUCCGCCACCGUUAUCCAAAACUCACUCAUCGUCAUCCGCAAAGGAAACAAGGGACAAUACAACACCGUCACAGCCGACGGUAACGAAAAGGGUCUAUCCAUGAAAAUCGGUAUCGUCAUCCAAAACUGCCGCAUCGUUCCCGACAAGAAGCUAGCGCCGGAGAGGCUGACCGUUGAGUCGUACUUGGGAAGGCCGUGGAAGCAGUACUCCACCACCGUGGUGAUCAACACCGAGAUCGGAGAUGUGAUUAGACCAGAAGGUUGGAGACUGUGGGACGGAGAGAGCUUCCACAAGACAUGUAGGUACGUUGAGUACAACAACCGUGGACCAGGAGCUAACACUAACAGGAGAGUUAACUGGGCUAAGGUCGCUAGGUCUGCUGGUGAGAUUAAUCAGUUCACCGUGGCUAACUGGUUAGCUCCGGUUAACUGGAUCCAAGAAGCUAACGUGCCAGUCACGCUUGGAUUAUAAAGCGUAUAAAAAUCAUUUAAAUAAAAGAAAAAGACUAGUACGUGUGCAUGUGCAUGUAAAAGGUGAAAAAUGCAACGUUUAUUUUCAAUAGAAGUUGUAAGAUUCGCUUUUUCUUUGUCUCACGUACGAAAAAAACUGAAAAUUUAUAUGUUGUUUGUUUUUUUAUUUGUAUAUUUUUUUCAAAAUAUGAAAUUUAUCUACUGUGUUGUAUGUAUCAUCUAUGUAUAAUAGUUAACUAAAAAU